AUGCUCCCCAAGAACGACGUUAAUGAGGACGAUGGUAUCACGGCCUUCGCACAGCGGCAGCAGCAGCAGCAGCAGCAUCAGGACCCGCUCAGGGCCAACCUCCACCGGACGACCUACACCGGUGCCCUCCUUUUUAACCUCGCCUCCUUCAUCCUGCCCGCCCUCUACGGCACCCUCUCCAAGCUCUGGGUCGCCAACAUCGACGCCUCGCUCGUCGUCACCACCGACGCCUACAUCUACAUCGGCGUCGUCGCCGAGGUCCUCAAUGAGGGCCUUCCACGCGCCGCCUGGGUCAUCAUCGGCGACAACGUCUCCCGUUCCCUCGCCCAGCGGCUGCGCCUCACCCACACCCUCGUCCUUUUCCAGUCCGUCCUGGGUCUCAUCAUGAGCCUCGCCUUCGUCGCCGGCGCGCGCACCUUUGCCAAGGGCUUUGUCCCCGUCGAGGUCCGCAACGUGAGGGUCACUUACAUCCGCAUUGGCGCCUUCGGCGCCUUCAGCAGCGCCGUCGAGACCGCCGUCUCGUCCGCCACGAGGGCGCUCGACCGGCCUGGCGUGCCGCUGAUCAUCAGCUCCGUCAAAUUCGCCGUCAAUAUCGUUUUGGACCUGCUGCUCAUCUCCAAGGUCCAUGUCGGCUCGCACCAGCCCACGGUCAACAUGCAGGUCGGCAUCCAGCUCGUCUGUAAUCUCGCCUCAGCCCUACUCGGCUUGGCAUAUUUCCUCUGGAGGACCACACUUCAGUACCAGAAGCGGCGUCGGGUCGUUGGCCGCGGUGAAUGGGAGACGACGCGGCCGAGCGUGAGGACGCUCUAUAUCCUCCUCCGCCCCGGCGCCCUGACCUUCAUCGAGUCGGCGGUCCGCAACGCCUUCUACCUAUGGCUCAUCAGCAACAUGGGCGUAUUCAAUACCAUCCGUUGGGGUCUCAUCAUGGUCCCCGUCCAGGCCCUUGAGCAGACGUCGCUGGCCUUUGUCGGCCACGCAUGGGGUGCCUGGAGACGCGCCAUAGGCGUCGAGACGCUGCAGCCCAACGCCGGCAAGGGCGCCAUCAUCAAGAUCGUCAGGCCGACCGUUAAGUCUCUCGUCAUCGCCCUCGCCAUCGAGGUACCCAUGUGCCUGUUCCUGACUUACUUCGGCGCUCGUCCCUUCGCGCGCUACCUGAGCGGCUCCGACGAGGUCGCCGAAGUGACGGCUAUAAUGUGGCGGAGCCUCGACUGGUGCUACAUCUUCUAUGCCAUGUUGACGAUGCUGGCGACUGUCUUGCUUGCGACGCGACCGCGCUGGUAA
Colletotrichum destructivum is the source of this 1281-nucleotide messenger RNA. RefSeq lists its product as uncharacterized. The coding region runs from base 1 to 1281 and encodes 426 amino acids. The record is from RefSeq and is a predicted model, not a curated record. NCBI's taxonomy places the organism in Eukaryota, Fungi, Ascomycota, Sordariomycetes, Glomerellales, Glomerellaceae. The transcript has 3 exons.